AUCACGUAGCAGUAGCCGGAAGAGGAAGCGCGACACACUACUUCCUCAUUUUUUUCUGGUUACAUUAGUCAGUCAAAGAACUAAGCAAACCAGACCGAGCUGCAUUGUUUAUUGGAGAACCUCCCCGUUAAGCAGACCGGAACGGAGCAUUUUUAUUUCCAAUGGUAAACGGCUUGAGUGAACUAUCUUUAUUUUUCCACUAUCUUUGGCAAUAGUACAUUUCACUUCUCUCCUCGGAUUUUGACAGCAGGACUGAUACAUUUUCAGAAAAUAGGAUUAAAGCCACUCGCUAAGAGUGUUGCCGUUGACUAGGGCCUGAGCCACUACACCAGCCUUGUUUUUUUUGUCUUCAAGACGUCUAUUUUCUGCAUACCCAGAAUGACACAGAUUGGAUUAAACACAGAGGACUGAUCCAAAGAGGUGUGUCGCGAGCAGGUUAAACCGAGAGCCUGGGGCAAAGAAGAAAGACGAGACGAGGAAUGAUGACUUACAACAACAGAGAACUAGUGGUAUACUAUAUCACCUAUAAACUAUCACAGAGGGACUACCCCUUCAACCACAUGGAGCUCACAGAAGCCCAGAAUCGGACUGAGGGGGGACAGGUGGAAGGGGGUGCGGCAGUCAUGACAUACGUCAACGGGACGAGUCCCGGUACUCCUCCACCACGGCAGUCGCCCCCCUCCUCCCCUCGGCGGACAGCGGGCCUGGACGCAGUGAAAGAGGCAUUGCGGGACUCUGCCAACGAGUUUGAGCUGCGUUAUGCCAGAGCUUUCAGUGACCUGUCCUCCCAGCUACACAUCACGCCGUCCACAGCCUAUCAGAGCUUUGAGAACGUGAUGGACGAGGUGUUCCGGGACGGUGUCAACUGGGGACGGGUGGUGGGCCUGUUUGCUUUCGGAGGGGCCCUCUGUGUAGAAUGUGUGGACAAGGAGAUGAACCCCUUGGUGGGAAGGAUCACAGACUGGAUGACCGUCUAUCUGGACAACCACAUCCAGCCCUGGAUCCAGAGCCAAGGAGGAUGGGACCGGUUUGCAGAGAUCUUUGGGAUGGACGCUGCAGCCGAGAGCAGGAAGUCUCAGGAGACCUUUAAGAAGUGGCUUCUGGCGGGGAUGACCCUGUUCACAGGAGUUGUCGUAGGGUCACUCUUCGCUCAGAAACGCCUGUGAGAACGACAGCCACAACAGACGCCGUCUUGUACUGGGGGGGGGGGGGGGGGGGUGGAAUGAAGGAAUUAGUUUAACUUUUCUUAUUUCUCCUUUUAAUACAUGGUUAUGUUUGAACCUUCCAUCCCACCAUACACUGAGGACUCUGACAAACUGUUGAGAUUUAAAGACUUAUGUUACCCUCAUCAAAGACCUCCCUGCAACACCCUAAAACACAAGACAAUGGGGGGAGGUAUCUAGAACUGUCCUGGGCCAAACCUUCCUCUUUUUCCCUUUUUGUUUACUCUUUCCUGUUGACCUUUUCUCCAAUUGCUGUAUUAAUUAGUUAAGUAAGUAAAUUACAUUUUACAAAUGUAAAAGUGAUUCAGAAACAAGCUAGCGCAUCAUAUUAGGCGCAUUGGCCCGAAAUGAGUGAGGUAAUUUAAUUUGUCGUGUGUGUUCAUUGUUUUUUUUUUGUUUUUUUUACCAUUAAAACCCACGUGAUCAUU
Molecule: messenger RNA, 1651 nt
Organism: Oncorhynchus mykiss (rainbow trout)
Lineage: Eukaryota; Metazoa; Chordata; Actinopteri; Salmoniformes; Salmonidae
Product: bcl-2-like protein 1
Biological process (GO): intrinsic apoptotic signaling pathway in response to DNA damage; regulation of apoptotic process; release of cytochrome c from mitochondria
Cellular component (GO): mitochondrial outer membrane
Molecular function (GO): BH domain binding
Source: RefSeq, a predicted model, not a curated record